AUCGGAUAUGUACAGCUAAAAACAAUUUGAAUUAGAAUUAGUUGGGCUCCUAAAUAAUGGAGACCCUCCAAAAAUUAGCGUAUACCACUGAUUGCUACAAACACACGGUAUUCUUUAGUAAAAGGCGAAAGAAUAGUUCGCUUUGUGUUUAUAGCGUAGCUGCGUGAGAAUUGAAGAAAUCAAGAUACCCAAUAUAUAGAUUCUACAGCGUAACUCUUCCUUAAGUUCUGGGUGUGGGAUAUUUCCGAUUUGUUUCCAAGUCUUCAAAUUGAAGCUCUUGAACUCUUAGCCCUUUACUUCGACACCUCGUCCUCUCUCCCAGGGGCUGCUCUUUACACAGACGAAACAAAUAUCCUCUUUUUUCCGUUAUGUUCAGUUGGGAUUCCUUGAACACGUUUCUAAAGUUUACACUUUUUGCAGUGGCAGGUAAAGCUUCAAUUAAUCUUUAGUUUGUGAGUCACACGCCACUUGAUCGCUGAAAUGCCAAAGAGGGGUGAAUGCAAGUGUGAUUAUGAUGUGAUGGUGAACUGUAUAGGGAAGAACCCAGCUUUUGGUGGUUCGGUGGAAGUAGGUUUCGUAGAAAUGUUAUUGGUGUGAAGUUUUGUUAGGCGAUGGUAAUGAGAGCUGUGAUAAAUUUCCUCUGUGGAUCAAGGGCUUUGUCAGCCAGGCAGAAUGCUGUGAUCAGAAUGAAUUACAUUUCGUAGCACUGCUUGGAGGAACCGAAGAUGGAGUCUUUUCCGUCUGAUUGGUAUGAAAAAGCUUUCUCAAAGCUAUCAAUGUUAUCCCAAUUGCUGAAUAAUGUGGAUGUUAUUAACGGUAGGACUGUUAAUGUUAUUGAUGAAUCGAUAAUUGAAGAUGACGUUUUGCUAGAAAACAUGCGUUUUUAAGUCUCUAGCAAGAGACUUUAUUGGGUGUCCUUUGGUUGAAGAAAUCAUGAGGAAAAAUAUUAUUAUGUCUUUAGGGAGCAAUGCAAAAGAGAACCAGCAGCUUCAUUGUUUUAAUAAAGCUGGUGAGAGAGAACCAAUGAGUGUGAAUUCACUCACAAAGGUUUCUGAGAUCUUGAAUGUUUCAGCUCAACAAAGGAAGGUAGUCAGGGCAACGAUAUGCCCCCAGGUAACUCAACAUCAGAUAUGGACUGGUGUGCUUGAGGUGAUACUAGAUAAGUUGAAAUCUGAGAUGGAGUAUUUGGAUUCUAGGUUCCCUAGUAAAGAAACUAAAAUGGCAAAGCAAAUAGUUUUGAGUUGUUUGAAGGUUUUGGACAUUGCCACUUCUUACAACCCCGAUUCCAGUUCAUGGAUGCGAGUUGCACCCACAAGAGAUGCCAAUUCACCUCCUACUUCACACAAAUGGGAAGACAUUCUUGAGAUGUUCAUUGAUCUUGCUGACUGCUUGAGUACAACAACAACAACAACAACAUCCAAGCCUUAGUCCCAAAAGAUAUUGGGGUCGGCUAACAUGAAUCGAUACAUGAUAUCACAACCAAAAGGAAACUGCUGACUGCUUGAGUGAGGUAACAAAAAUAUCUCUAGAGGUUAGGAAGAUAGAGGUCAUGAAAGAAGGUCUCUAUCAGAUAAGGGAUAUUCGGAUAGAUAAAAAAACAUUGGAUACAGGGAAAAUCGCCAUCAAGAAAGCUUAGUACAGAAGAUAUUAACUAAGAGACUGGGCCACUCAUCUCAGUGCUUAUUUACACUUCUCACAUACGUAGUAUUAUCUUUAUGGUAGCGUAAGCGAUCUUGAAGUAGAAGUUUGUGGGGGGCUAUAUGCUGUUGGUCAUGUGGUUAAGUUCUGCCUGUGCAUGGGGAAAUAUUGACAUCAUAUGAAGACAAGAUGCUUUUGAGAGGAGUGAAGCAGCUCGAUCGGGCCCUGGGGUUGUUUAAGUUUAAAUGGGAAACAGCCGGAGUGAAAGGAGAUCUUGAACUGCAAGGCCAUUUAUGGUGCAUUGGCACUCACAGCAGAUCACUCACAUAUAGAGGGACUACAUUCUUGUUGCAUGGGAUUGAUUGUUGUCAUUAAGGGUCUCUACGAUUAAGAAGUUUUACCAUGGGGGAAGACACUAGAAUUUCUGUUCUUGAUAAUUGCUGCAACAGUUUAUCAUGCAUUUUUUUUUCAAAAUAAGGAAAUUAGUUUGGCACGUCUAUGGGUGUCUGUUCAAGUUCCAAUAUGGGAACCAAAUUCUAAGGAGUAUAUUACAAAAGUUGUUGAAGUGCUCUUAUCCUUUUUUCCUUUUUAUGUGGCCAUAUCUUAGAUUUAUGUGUUAUUCGUUUGUCUAUUGUGGAUUUGAUCAUUACGUUUGGUUUCAGUAGUGCUCAAAGAUUCAAAUUCUAAUCAUACCAUUUGUUUGUUAAAGAUGCAAAUUAAGUGUUCGAUGAAAUGUAUGAACUCAAAAAGUCCUUUCAUUGAAUUUGUUUUAAUGCGAUUUAGGAAGAUUAUGUGAGACUGAUAUGUUAGUUUUUUAUCUUAUCAGUUUACAUAACCUAUUAGGCUAUAUAAUCACUAAUAUUGAUACAUUUGGUAUUAGUAAUAAAAGAAAAAAGUUAUAUGUAUGAAGUCUAUAAUGCAUAUGUCAGUAGACAUUUAUGCUGAUAUGCACGUAAAGCACUUCUUCAUUCUUUAUGGUAAAUUUAUUCACUUCCAUUUUUUCUUUCACUUGUUGCAGGUUCACAUGGCCCUUGCAGAGGGAGCAACAUUUUAUACGUGAUACUAUCCUAAUGUCAAGGAGUGUUACAGUAUUCAUUUUGACAUUAUUGAGUGUAUGUGAAUGGUUAGUACUUAUGAAAUUAUUAUUUCCAGGUGCUUGACAAUUAAGCUGCAGAUUGAAGCUGCAAUUUAGCGUCAUAGGUACAGGGAUCACAGACUUACCCGCGAUUUCCGUUCCGAUACGCGCGAUCCAAUUCGCGGUACAAUCGCGUUUGGAACGCAGGAGGUUCACGAUUCCGGUACGGCGGAUCCAGGUUGCAGUUCACGUACUUCUUCGGGUGGGUACGCCGAUUCUUCUUCAUCCAGUUCGGCGUUCCUGCUAGAGUCCAAUGAAUCGGCAGUCCAGAAGCUUCGUACUUUAUACGACCAUCGAACUCCCAAGGUCGCUCUGAAGUUUUCGCUGUUCCAGGAGCUUCGUACCUCUAAACGACCCGACUCUUGACAUUUGUUUAAUGUUUAUUACUUUAUUUCCUGUUUUGUUGAAGUUGUUGAACUUUGUUUACUGUUUUAUAUCUUUUAUUGUUGUCACAAACAUUGUUAAGUUUGUUUAAUGUUAUUGAAGUUAUUG
Cuscuta europaea is the source of this 3265-nucleotide messenger RNA. Lineage: Eukaryota; Viridiplantae; Streptophyta; Magnoliopsida; Solanales; Convolvulaceae. The record is from the annotation of a GenBank genome assembly.